Messenger RNA from Scaptodrosophila lebanonensis, 2639 nucleotides. RefSeq names its product M-phase inducer phosphatase. Gene Ontology annotation, biological process: G2/M transition of mitotic cell cycle; protein dephosphorylation; positive regulation of G2/MI transition of meiotic cell cycle. Gene Ontology annotation, cellular component: nucleus; cytoplasm. Gene Ontology annotation, molecular function: protein tyrosine phosphatase activity. The coding region runs from base 493 to 1959 and encodes 488 amino acids. The transcript has 2 exons. The record is from RefSeq and is a predicted model, not a curated record. Lineage: Eukaryota; Metazoa; Arthropoda; Insecta; Diptera; Drosophilidae.
ACAUUUGUUUUCUGUUCGUCGUCGUGUCAACAUCUGCUGUUCUCCCUCUGAGUUGGGCGGCCAACUCACAUCGAACGGUAGUAAAGAACAACAGUUUUAUGAGUGCGGAUGUGUUUAAUGCCUGGAUAUUUUAAACGAAUAUAUGAAUGUUUUCAAAAAUAAACGCAAGCAAAAAAGAACAACAAAUCAAAUUCAAAAAUGCUAAACCGGACAUUUUAAAAUAUCAUCAACAAAACUCCAAAAAAUGCAACUGUAACAACAAAUGCAAUAUUAGUUUUAAUAAAUGCAACCAACAAAGGACUACAAAGUGCAAAAUCGCGCAUUAAAACUGUAAAACAAAUGCAAAUGCAGGGAUAACCGUAAAUGUGCGCGAAGCAAGAGAAAAUUGUGUUUUAGCAAUUUGAAUAAGCGAAGGCGAAAAGAGAGGAAGAUCGAAGUGAACGCAACUGUUCUUUGUGGAAAUAAAUAUAAUACAAAAACACUAGCAACAAAAUGCUGUGGGAAACGAUAAUCGAGGAAAAUAACUGCAACAGCAUGGAAUGUUCAAGAAAUGUGAAUGGCUCCACACGUCGCGCCGCUCGCCGUGCUCUGCCCUGCAGUCUCACCUCGAUCGAUGACAUGGCCAUGGACUCUGACGAGUUGUCCUUUUAUGACGACGACGACACACUGUCCGUCCCACAUGACCAGCAGGCCAUGCCCAACCCCGAGCUGCUGGGCCUGUUGUCGCCAGAGGGUUCGCCACAGCGUUUCCAAAUUCUGCCGCAAGAAAAGUUACAACAACAAUAUUGCGGUAAUAGCGCAGCAACGCCAGCGCGCACGUUUCGCGUCUUUAAUAGUCUGUCAUCCACCGGCUCUAUGGAAUCAUCUAUGGAUGAUGAGUACAUGGAGCUAAUGGAAAUGGAGCAGCAGUCACAGCAGGCGCCCAGUUUUGGUUUUCCCAGCGGUUUGAAUUCGCUGAUCAGCGGACAAAUUAAAUCCUCACCACCCGCUCCCAAAACUCCCGACUCGCUGAUGAUGCGUCGUCCACCGGUGCGCCGCUGCCUCAGCAUGACAGAAACGAAUGCGAAUUCACCAAAGACGCCCGAGAUGCUGUUAACAAAAGAGACUGCCCGGGAUUGUUUCAAGCGUCCCGAACCGCCUGUAUCGGCGACUUGUUCGCCCGUGCAGACAAAACGUCAUCGCUGUGCCGAGAAGGAGAACUGUCCAGCACCUGCUGAAGUUACUCCAGCCACCACGGCCAGCACCCAAACCACCAGUCAUCCCCCACCACUGCGCAAGUGCAUGUCACUAAACGAUGCAGAGAUCGCCUCGGCCUUGGCCCGUUCCGAGAAUCGCAACGAACCGGAGCUAAUUGGUGAUCUGAGCAAGGCGCAUGUUCUGCCCCUGGUGCCCGGCCGCCAUAGCGACCUCAAGUCCAUCUCUAGCGCCACUGUGGCCCGUUUGCUGCGCGGCGAUUUCGAUCAGCAGGUGGCCAGCUAUCGCAUUAUCGACUGCCGCUAUCCCUACGAGUUCGAGGGCGGCCACAUUGAGGGCGCCAAGAAUUUGUACACCCACGAGCAAAUUCUCGAGGAAUUCCUGACCACCCAACAAACCGAGAUGCAGCAACAACAAAAUGCUGCUUCAGGCAACAAACGCAACAUCAUCAUUUUUCAUUGCGAGUUCUCUUCGGAGCGCGGCCCCAAGAUGUCGCGCUUCUUGCGCAAAUUGGAUCGUGAGCGUAAUACUAAUGCGUAUCCGGCUCUACAUUAUCCCGAAAUCUAUUUACUGCACAAUGGCUAUAAAGAUUUUUUCGAGACGCAUGCCGAUCUGUGCCAACCGCACUCGUAUCGCCCCAUGCUGGAGCCGGCAUAUACUGAGGACUAUCGCCACUUUCGUGCCAAGUCAAAGUCAUGGAAUGGCGAUGGUUUGGGCGGCGCCACUGGGCGGCUGAAGAAGUCGCGUUCACGUCUCAUGCUAUAAGCGCUUAUGAAAGGGUCGCAUGAUCAUAGUAUAAACAAAAAAGAAAACAAUUGGGGGGUAUAUUUAAAUUGUAUAUAGGAAAGUGGGUAUUUAUUUUUGAUUACCAAUCUUAAGUUGAUUUUGUUGAUUUUGAUUUGUUGGUUUAGUUUAAGUUUUAAGUUGUAAUUGCGCGCGCCCCCUCUCUGAUUCAUACACAACGCACUCAUUCACACACAAAAACGAAUUUUUCAUGUCAUUAUUGUUUUUUAAGUUAGUGAUUUGUUUCGUCAAUUUAUUGUUUUCAUUAGGUUUGUGCUUUAGUUGAAUUUAUUACCUUACCUACCGCUUUAGUUCAAAUUCUAACGUAACAAAAAUGUGCAUUAUAUUAUCUAAAAAAUUACAAAGGUUUAAUGUCGUCUUCGUCAUCAUCGUCAGUCAUUGUCGGUAGAAUUUAAGAACAAAACCCAUUCAUUCAGACUCCUUAUAAACGCAUAGUUGAUAAGCAGAUAAACGAUAUGGCCAUAUAGAAACAAAAUGAAAAAAAAACCACCACCUGUGCACACUCAUCCAAAUCUACAUAUAUAGAUAUAUACACAAGCAACAACAACAACAAGAACACACGCAAACUUACAUUUAUGCAUUUAGACAUUUAUUAAAUACAUGUAGGAUGAGUUGAAAGUUAAAAACUUCUGCUAGGUACA